Molecule: messenger RNA, 9095 nt
Organism: Danio aesculapii
Lineage: Eukaryota; Metazoa; Chordata; Actinopteri; Cypriniformes; Danionidae
Gene: bahcc1b
Product: BAH domain and coiled-coil containing 1b
Exons: 29
Coding region: 347-8413 (2688 amino acids)
Molecular function (GO): chromatin binding
Source: RefSeq, a predicted model, not a curated record
CGAUUCAGCAGAAGCUCUUACUACUACGGUGCAUCUCCGAACUUCUGCACUGCACACGCACUGCAAUCAGCAGACUCUAGGAUGUAACCAUUUCCAUGUUUUUAUUCUGCUUCUGCUCUCCUUUGCGUAUUUUUGUAUCAUGUUUUUUUAAAGCCAUUUGUUGUUUUGCAAGGAAUAACUUACCAAAAACAUGACCGGGACAUACUUUUUUGGCCGUCAGAGCCAAAACUGUGCUGAAUGCAAGACCUAAGCGAAACUCUUAACGGGAUUAUAACAUCUGGGCGGCGUUCGGAUAGGUUCUCACGGAUUCCCGCUCUGGAUUUCGGAUUUACCGUUUUUUAUCGGGAUGGAAGGCCGGGAUUUCGCUCCUCCGCCGCACCUUCUGGCAGAGCGAGGCGCGCUGGUUCACAGAGCCGCCUCGAGGAUCACCUCUGCCGGGCACACAACAGUGCAGCAUCCCGGUCACUUUCAGCCUGGAAAAUAUUACCCUUCACACAUACCGAUGCCUCCACAUUCAGGCAGUGGACUGAUAGGAAACUCGUCUGCCUCAUUCAUGGGGACGUUUCUGGCAAGCAGUCUGGGAUCUCCUCCGUCCCACCCCAGCGGACCCCCAUCAUCCCCUUCUUCUCCACCCUAUCGCUCUGGACCUCACUCUACAGCCCCCUCACAGAUUUGGUUCCCCCACUCACAUGAAGCCCCAGGGUAUCCCCGCUUUUCAGGGAGUCUAGCCCCCACCUUCCUGCCCAUGAGCCCCCUGGAUCACCAUGGCAACAGCAGUGUACUUUAUGGGCAGCACCGUUUCUAUGACACUCAGAAAGAUUUCUAUCUACGAAGCCUCCCAUCGCAGCCCCACCUUCUGUCCACAAAUCACAGCCUCCCACCGCUUUCUAGAACUGCUCCUGCCCACCCGCUGGACUCCUGCAGUCGUGAGAGGGAACCUGGAAGCACAGUUUCCCAGAAGAGUUCCAAAGAGACAGGUGUAGCGGAGCGAAGAGUAGGACCUGGAGGAAAAGAAAAAGAAAAGAACAGACAAGAAUCUAAACAGGAUCGUCAUCAUGGUCCUUCCACCCUUCAUCACCACCACCACCAGCACCAUCCACAGCAUCAUCCCCAGGGCCUAGAAGAUGACUUUCGGCACAAAGAUGACCCCAAGCACCUUAGCUCCUGCCUGCUUAGCACUAAGACGCAGAAUGGCUCUGAUCCAGGGGCGGCCACAAGGGGCUCUUUGCCCAGUUGUGUGGGUCCAGGGGCCUCCAGUCUGGGGACUAGCCGGCAGAUAAGUGGAGACAGUCACUGUUGCAAGGAAGGGGUCAGUGGAGAAAUGCGAAUUAGCGAGCCACCCUCAGAUUGCCUUCGUCACAGUGCCAUGCUGGGCCAUGCCCACCCAAUGCCCUACUCCAUGCCCCCACCUCUGGGCCUUGGCUCUGCAGUGGGAGGAUCCUGGCUGCAUCCGAAUCAUCCACACCAUCAUCAUCCUCAUCAUCCCCAUGCAGAGCUCUUUUGUCCGCCACCGCCUGCUCCACUGACCAUGCCCACUGCUCAGGAAAAGAGCCUUGGCAGGGACUCUGAGGUUACAGGGCCUACCUUUGUGCCCUCUGUGGGGCCACUGGGAGAUAAAAUCAGUGGACCGUUCCAGCUGGGGAACCAUCACUGUCGAGGUGUGGGAGGUGGUAUGGUUGCAGUUGGUGGCUGUGCAGGGAAAGAAACGAAAACUCCUGAGAGGAGUAGCAGUGGAAGUCGAGCAGCUAACCUACUGCCUCAGAGUAGCUGCCAAAGAAAAUCUUCCCAGCAGCAACAGGCAUAUGGUAAAGCAGACAAGAGUCCAGACUGGCCCCCGGGCCCCCAUUCACGCACAAACGAGGUUCAGCACAGUCAGAAUCAGCAUCCCCACACGGCACGUUCAUGUAGCUUGGACAGCAGUGAGGAAUCUGAUGCCUUUCGUCCCUCUCUGCCACAGGGGACGAAGGGUGGCCACCAAGCUAAGAGUAGCAUUUAUGCCAGCACUCCACCUUUCCGGGACUGUUCUCACUCAGGUCCGUCAAACAGGGCAUCGUCCGAGGGUAAAGGUGCCACGGAGGUUGAGUGUACUCAGAAAAGCAGCCAGAGAGUUGCACGAAUACGUCAUCAGCAGCACAGGGCUAGCACUGGUGGACAGGGUCCAGAGAUAGAGCCUAACAAUACAACACAAGACAAGAGGAAAAUGGACAUGGAGUCAGCAUCACAAGGAUACGGCGGGAAUCGGACUGGCACUCAUCCCUCCUGGGAGGUGCGAGGAUCCCAGCCUCAGCCAAUUGAAGAACCACACAAGGUUUACAACUCUCUGGGUGCUGCUUCCCAGACUUCACGUGUGGACCAAGGGCCUCUUCCCCCUCUAACAGCCCCACAGGAGGCCACACUGGGCCCUCAGGGACCUGAAAGCAAUGCUAUGAGGAAUCUGAUGAAGUACAGUAGCCAGCAACCACUGCUGUUCACUCAGAAGAGCCCAUUUGGUGGUCUGGGCUGCCUCAAGCAGGGAGCAGUAACUGGGGAGAGAAGUGAGAGGAAUGAAAGAAGCGACAAAAGUGGAAAUGGUUCGAGCUGUGCUCUCCAGGAGGGAAAGCAGACCCUGCCCCCCAGGAGAGCCUCGUCAUCUGCGGAGAACGAGCGCUCAGAGCGGGUGGGCAAGGACUCAGGGGAAGCUCAGGGGGAGGGAGAGGUGCGACAGCCCCCUGUAGGGAUAGCAGUGGCCGUUGCCAGGCAGAGAGAGCCCCCGUGCCGCCUGCCAGACGGGCAUCCCACCCACAGCCACCAUAGCAGAGUGAUGCCCAGCAUGAAGGGUGUUGGACACCCAAUGUAUCCGCUGGAGCGGGAGAUGGAGGAAGAGAGGAAAAGAGUUUGUGAGGAACAGCUUGGACUGUCUCCAUUUGACAGAGAGAGAGAACUCCUCCUCAGAGAAAACAAAGACAGAGUUGAGUUUGCCAGAAUCCACCCCUCCAGUAGUUGCCAUGGAGAUUUGACCUCACACCUUAUUGUGCCAGGCGGUGGCCAAUUAGGCACUGAGCCAUCUGCUCACGCCCACCCCACCCAUCAUCACUGGAUGCCUCGGACAGGAAGUCCCUCCCUUUGGAUGGGACACUCUUAUGGUCUCAGUCAUGCAGCAUUGCACCAGAACUUGACCCCAGGCUUCUCUACAACCAUGCCAAGCCCCUUGCAACCAGUCUUGCCCCUGCCUCAGGACCCUUCCGCCGCCCUGGUGGUAUUGCCAACAGAGCCAGUGGCCCAUCCUGCCACCCAUCAUCUUGAUGUAAUGGAGCAGCAGGGACUGUGGCCCCCUGUUUAUGGAGCCCGAGGGCCCACCUCACACAUGCAGCAUCCCGCUGUCUAUUCCCGCUCCCAGUUUCUACGGCAACAGGAACUCUAUGCGCUGCAGCAACAUCAGCACCAGCAGCACCGUGCAGCCCAGGCUAUGGAGUUGGCACACAGACACAGUCACUCACAGAGGAAACCUGAAGAUCCCCCGAUCGAUCUGGUUGAGGGACCAUCUGAACCCCGCACACCCAAACACACCAAGCCUUUCUCUGUUGGACCUUCCCCUAAACCUCCCCCCUCCUCCUCAUCCCCUGGGGGCUGUGCUUCUCGUCUUUCACCCUGCUGUCGCUCACCCGCCCCACGGUCCCACCUCAAGAGUACACCCUGCACACCCUGCCCUGAACCCAGCCCAGCCGUGGCUGCCCCUCGCUCCCCAGCGCUCAGCCCCCAUUCCACCCCCCACCACCUGCCAAAACCUGCUGAGUCCCAGGACAAGAGAGGCGAGGGCCAGCCACCACAGGACUACCCUCAAUCACUGGAGCCUGAUCUCCCUCCUGGCUACACUUACCCUGCCAUUGCCAUGGGUUACAAAGGUGGACCCUCUCCUCAAGAAGUCCAAUUGGCUGAGCAUGCAGACUUGGAGGCGGAGCAAGCAGAACCUGCUGAACCUGCACCCCGGCCACACCCCCUUUCUCCCAAAGGGGAGGAGCCUUUGUGCCACACUGGAGUCGGCUCUCCCAUUAGAAUAUCCAAGGAAAUAGAGGAUGUAGAGGAGGAGGGUGAAGUGAUAGAAGAUGGAAAGGUGGAUGAGGGGCAGGUGGAUGCCACUCUUUCACAAACUUCACUUUGCCCCACCACUGACUCCUCUGUUGCAGACCCCUUUUCAGACAAAGCAACCACGAUACCCAACAGCCAGACAUGUGGAAUAGUUAGCCCAGCGCCAGCUGAAGACAACAAUGAGCGGGAUAAGGACCUACAAGUCCCCAUGAUAGUUCCCUUGACCACCACACAGAAUUCACAGUCUGCGGAACCUACCAAACAUGACCUAGACAGGACUGCUGAGGAUGUGUGCACACCUCCCACUGACUCAUCCACUCCACCGUUCUCCCCCUGCCCUGUGCCCUCUGAUCUGGGGAAUCAGUAUCCUGGGAGCUGCAUAUGGAGUUUGGAGCUGCUCAUCGCAGCAGCACUAUGUGCUACACGAGAUGCACGUAUGGCAACCCCUGUACCAGUGUCGGGGAACGCAGUGGCACCUAAUUAUGGCAUAGAAUUACUGAGUGAACUGGCAGAGUUGGAACAAUCCCAACAGCAGAGGAACAACACAGGAGAGAACGAUGAAGACAUGUUGACCUUUGAUCUCCAAAGUUUGGCAACCCUAGCUGCCGCCCGGGCUUUAGAGCUGGCUCCGCCUAUACCAGCAGACUCAACCCCGCCUCUUCGCAGAAUACUCAAUCUGCGCAAGAAGUGCAAGUGGACGCCUCGCUCUGAACCGGUGUGUCCUGUUAAGGCUACCAUGGAAACGCUGGACCGGGAGGAGCUAGCGAUGCGUGUGCGGCUGGCAGAACUGCAGCGGCGCUACAAGGAAAAACAGAGGGAGCUGGCCAAGCUACAGAGAAAACAUGACCACCAGAAAGAAGAGACCGCACGCAGUCCGGCUCGUCGAGGACCUGGAAGGCCACGCAAGCGCAAGUCCACAUCGGCACCCCCUAUACCCACUGAUGCCCCUAAAAAAGUCAAGUCGGCUGGAGCGGGGGCGGGGCCAGGCUUGAUGACAGCCGAGGACUUGGCUGGAGGCGGAGACAGGAAGAGGAAGAAGAAGAGGAUGACCGCUGGCCCUUACCACCAUCUCACGAGCACACAGAUGAAGGCUCACUGUAGGCCGAGAGGAAGGCCGAGACUCCUAAGCACGAAGUUUAAGCAGAAAGCUUGUUCACAGCUGAAGCAGAAAGCCAAAGCCAAGCGUGGAUCCAGAUUGGUGAACUUGCUGUGUCACAGAGAGAACAAAACACAGAGCACUGUUACCGAACAUCAGUCUGCAAAAGAAGAACACGUACAUAAUAACAAAACCGGAGAGCACAGUGACACAGCAGGCAGUGGGACAGCAGUCCAGCAGGAUUCAGAUGGGAAGCGGAGCGUGAUGAAAAGAGGCGCGAGGUCAAAGGUCAUCCUGAGCUCUUCACCCCUACCAACCCGAACUCAGCAGCUGCUAUGCAAUACAGCUAUGACCGAUAGCAAGCUUGAAGCUACAGAGAAGGGCAUCAGCGACACAGAGGAGGAAGAUGACGGCAUCUACGACAGCGAGGAAGGGGCAGAGGGCAUCAAGAAUCUAUCAUCUAAAGAGCAGCUGUCUGGAGCCGGCCGUCCUUCACAGUGCUCCAUCGUGAAGCUUGAGGCUAAUCAGAAAGCCAAGAACAAAACUGAAAGACAAGGAUUCGGGUCUAUGAAUGUGUCCGUCACUAAAGAAGAGGUGAAGAGAAGGAAGGCCCCCUGUAGGCCAGCCCUAGUCAGUGCUGACCAUAACCACUCAGAACUAGAUGAGGACAGGAGAUUGACUGGCCCCAAGUGGAGAGAGGGGUCAAGGGAGAACACCUUUGACCACACUAGGGUUCUCAAAACCUCACCUACUUCACGAGAAAGAACCACCAGGAAGAGUGCAGUGCUUCUCGGCAAGAGGAAAAGCUGUUGGUUGCAAGCGCUGUCGUCGCAAUAUGAUGACAUCACUUGGAGCAGACGAAUCAGAAACAAGCAGCAGGCAAAGGGACGAGCAGUCAGUCGUUUGCUGGAGAGCUUUGCUGCCGAUGAAGGUUUCCAGAUAGAUGAUGACAGCAGCUUCUCAGAGGGAGAGGAAGAGGAGGAGGAGGAAGAGGAGGAACCAGAGCCGAUGGGCAGUUCAUUGCCAGCCCUGCCCAACUGCAUUCUCACCAAAGAAAUCCUGAGGGAUGGCCUGAAAGUAUUAAUCUCGAAAGAGGACGAGUUACUGUACGCUGCCUACGUACAUACAUUGGACCUACCUGAUAUCUACAGUGUUGUUGUUGAGGGUGAACGUGGAAACAGGCCGAGGAUCUACUCUCUGGAGCAGCUGCUUCAGGAAGCGGUUUUAGAUGUGCAGCCAGAGACAGUGGAAACUCUGAUGGCUGGAACAAGAGUAUGUGCUUACUGGAGCGAACGCUCACGCUGUCUGUAUCCUGGAUAUGUCCGUAGAGGAGGUCCAGGUGAGGAACAGAAGGAGGGGAGUGUCAUGGUGGAGUUUGACGAUGGAGACCGGGGAUGGAUUUCCCUUUCAAGUAUAAGGCUGCUUCCGCCAGGCUACCAAGUCCACUGUGCAGAGCCAUCACCAGCCCACCUGAUCUCACCUAGCUGCCGCAGGAGGAAGACCUCCACUCAGGAGAAGAUAACCCAGCAGGCUGAUGCAUCCAACGAACGUUCCUCUAACACAGAGCCCAGAAAGAGUGCCGUUAAAGCCAAGCCAGGAAGGCCAAAAUCCGUCAAUGCAUCAUCAAAGAGCGGUGCAUCUGAGAAUGUGACCGAAACUGCUUCCCCUCUUCUUGGCUGGCCAGUUGCCACCAUGUCCAGGAGGAAACCCUCCAUGGAUUUGUUCCAGUUUAAUGGGUUAACAAAGAAAGCUCUAAGGGGAAAGGAGUCGGACAUGUUCCCCCUACUUAGCUCCACUAUGACCACUCCAGCCAAAGGCAUCUUCAGCACUUCCUUUGAGGUAGACUCUUUCAGCAGCAUUGCAAAUGGUUGCACUUCCUUUGGAAAUCAGCAGUUGGCACCGGGCCUGCCUCAUAGUCACAAGGGUGUCCCUGGGUCACGGUGUAGAAAGAUAGGAGACAGGAAGGAAUUUCUGGUCAAACUGGACCAUGAAGGGGUAACAUCCCCUAAGACUAAAAAUGGAAAAGCAUUGUUGCUUCUUGGGAACUCAGAGCUACAAAGAAGUGGACGAAUGGAAAAGGGCUUUGGACCCAAGGGUAUUGGAGAACUGACUUCAACAAUGGGCUAUUCCCAGUCUGUUCUUCUGGUCAAAGAUGCCAAAAGGAACAGUUGCCAUCUUCUCAAAGGUUCCUCUGACAUGCGUAAGCACCCUCAGGGUCUCGGGCUUAGUGAAUAUACAGAUUAUGGGCCAAAUUGCCACAGCGACUGCCUAAGCUCUUAUUCAGACAUGGAUGAAGAUGAAGAUGAGGAGGAAGAUGCCAGAAGGGCAGCAAUGCGCACCACUGGACGUUUUUUGUCUCGUCUUUCUGUUUCUUCGUCAUCCUCAGGAUCCUCCAGCGCAUCUAGCUCAGGCUCAUUGUCCAGUUCUAGUGUCUGCUCGUCUGACAAUGAUUCGUCCUACAGUUCAGAUGAAGAAGAGGCAUCCCGGCUUCUGCUCCAGGGUUGCCUUUCUUCUCAUCACACGUUGCUCCAACAACAGCAGCAUUCAGACCCUCCCACCGCCCCACCACGACACACUUUUGGAGCCAAAACUAUGAGUAUUUCUAAUUCAAAGGCUGCAGUAAAUAGUAGUACAGGAAAACCUCCAAAGAGAAAGGAGAUUGCCAACUCUUCUUCUGUAGUACAGUCCAAAUCUUCCAAAGACUUCCCUAAAAAGCAGAAGAUACAAUCUUCAGAAGGUCCCCCCAACUCAUCUGCAUUCAUGCCAGGACGGCAGCUGUGGAGGUGGUCUGGGAACCCUACUCAGAGACGGGGUUUGAAAGGAAAAGCCAGAAAGCUCUUCUACAAGGCAAUUGUUCGUGGUAAAGACACAGUUCGAGUUGGUGACUGUGCAGUCUUCCUCUCGGCUGGUCGACCCCAUCUGCCCUUCAUUGGGCGCAUUGAGAGUCUUUGGGAAUCAUGGUCUAGCAACAUGGUCGUCAAAGUAAAGUGGUUCUACCACCCUGAGGAGACUAAGCUUGGGAAAAGGCACCGGGAUGGGAAGCAUGCCCUUUACCAAAGUUCCCAUGAGGACGAAAAUGACGUCCAAACCAUCUCCCAUAAGUGUCAGGUAGUCAGCCGAGCUGAAUAUGAGCGCCUGAGUCGAAUUAGAAAACCAAACAGCAAUGGUCAAGAUCUAUACUACCUGGCAGGUACUUAUGACCCCACCAGUGGUCAGCUGGUGACGGCCGAAGGAGAGUCAAUUAUCUGCUAACAUUUGGAAAUGGAUGAUGCACUACUGAAAAUGGUAAAUAAAAGAAAAGGCUAACAAUCAGGCCUGUCUUGCGCAAAACACAAGAGCUAGUGGAAGGUGAAGUUAAACAGUUUCUGCAGCCACUUCCAUCGUUACUCUUGGAGUAACAGUACAUUAUUGAAUGGAUUGUGGGGAGGCCAACUCAUGGUGACUCAUGAUCACUUUAUGAAGGCUCCACAGACAUGGAAUGAUUUUUUUUUCAAUUACCGAAAAAGGCACUGGACUUGUUCAGAGUAGGGUAUUUUGACUGACGAUCUGAGAACUGACUUGGAUCAGAGAAGAAAAUCACUGACUGCAUUUUUUUGCGGAAAGUUCUUUUGGAAAGAUAUUCGCUGGUUAAACACACCAGGACUUUUAGAUAUCCCAGCAGGACCAAAUACACUGUUACUUUCAGCUGUGGUAUGAUCUGUUCAUUUGUGCAUUUGCGUGAGAGGAGACGCGAAUGAGGGGGUCUUUCUUUUUUUGCUGUAUGCAAAUAUGUGAACAAACAUGCGUGUAUGUAGAGAUCAGCCACAAACAAACAAACAAACAGGAAUGGGCGGUAACCUGGAGACUAGAGGCUAAACUGAAUAAUGCUCUCAUAUGUACAGUCUAAUGACCUCUUUUGACAAUACCAGGGAUUUUUUAUUGUUUGUUUUUUUGG